CUAUUAGACUUUUUAUUCUACAAUCCAACCAGUUAGACUUCUUAGCAAAAUUGGGAAAAUGCGCACCUUAAAGGCAAAAAAUUGAUUGCUGUUCGUCAGCUUAAUUGCAAAGCUAACAAAGUGGAAAAACAAUAAUGUUAGGGAAAAGUUAACGCAAACUUUCCAUAAUAUUCUUGCAUUGAUGGGAUCAUCUUUACCAGGAUUUAAUGAAAAUCUAAAUUUCAUCAGAUUUGGUCAACAACCUUUGGUGAAAGUUGAUUGAAAACUGUAUAGAUAAUGUAUCCUUCAAUCCUUUUAAUCAUGACCACGGGGCCGUUAUGAUUUGUUUUUCAUGUCUUUGUUGUUUAAUUGGGCUCAAAGAGUAGAGAAGUUGCUUUACUCUUUGAUUUGGCUUGUUUUUGAUAUUUUUGCUGAAAAAAACACUUUUUUGAAAGCGACUAAAGGUGAUGAAAAGUUGUCAAUGAAAUCGAUUCAGAACUAAAAUUAAAACUUGAUUCAAAUACAUUUUACCUUUACUUGACAAAAGGAUAAAAAACUCAACAACAGUGUGUUAAUAAACCACCGGAUAUGUCCAAUCAGGACAUGAUAAAUAAACAUUAAAAGCAAAUAAAAUUGUAUUUAAUCCAAUUGUAAUCUGGUUUGGAGUAAAGAUCAUUGAUUCGGUUGUAACCCAUAAUUUACUGAAUUCAUUCACUUUUUUACUUCAAUCAUUGAUGAUGUUUGUUUUACUGUCUUUUAUGAGUAUAUGAUCGCAACGGUAUUUGUACAAGGUCCAAAUUUCACUCCAAUUUACUAACUCUAAUAGGCUUGACAAGAUCAGAUUGUCAUUGAUUGAAAACAUCAUUUUGCAGCUAAAGUCAAUCCAUUUUCAGAAAACUUGUGAAAAUUUCAUCUCUUGUAUUUGAAAUCGCAAAGAUGUUUUACCGAACUUUAAGUGUUCUUUUGAUUUUUAUUACUUUAUUCAAAAAUAUUUCAACCGAUUGUCCCGUAAUCAAUAUUCCCGCAGGAGCUAUUGUUAUUUCUGGAUGUUCAACAUUGACAAACUCAGUUUGUUCAAUUCAGUGUACUUCAACGGGUGUAAUUCAGUCGCAGAUUUGCCAAGCCAAUGGAUUAUGGUCAGGAACGCCAUUCAAUUGUUUUGGAACUGGAUUUGGAACUGGAUUUGGACAAGGCUUCGGUAAUUUUGGGCAAGGUUUUAUCGGACAAGCAACUUGCACAAAUCUAGCAAUUCCAGUCAAUGGUUUGUAUUCUGGAAAUUGUUCACCAGGAAUUGUUGGUGGUACCUGCGUUUUCCAGUGCAGACCCGGUUUUGUGCUUAGAGGCACUUCCUUGUUAUCUUGUCUCAGUACAGGUAGUUGGUCAGCAGCAGCUCCAACUUGUACACCACAAACUCAGACUCGUUGGUAUGUACUUAUUAGACGUUGGUUCGGUUGAUGUACUCAAAUAAUCUCAUCAAAAUAAUCAUCCAAUUCUAUUUAAUUUAAUCUAUUCUAUCCAAUUUCAUUUAUUUGGUUUAAUUACAACAAGAUCAGAAAUCUUAGUCUCGACUUUUGGGGAAUCAGAAUCCAAAUUACCUCAAAACCUAUUUUUUGAAAAUAAAAUUCACCAAAAUUUUAUUCUGCAUUAUUUUUGUGUAUUUAUGGCACUUCUUUCAAUAAAUAACUGUUUGUGAUUAAACGUGGUUUA
Tetranychus urticae (two-spotted spider mite) is the source of this 1686-nucleotide messenger RNA. Its product is annotated as E-selectin-like. The record is from RefSeq and is a predicted model, not a curated record. Lineage: Eukaryota; Metazoa; Arthropoda; Arachnida; Trombidiformes; Tetranychidae.